UCUUAUGCUAAUUUUAUACACUACAUCCAAAUUAGAAUAAAUUACAGGCAGAAAGCAUAUGCUAAUUUCAACGUCUAUAGAUAAACUUCAUCUAAAUAUGCAAAUCCUCGGAGGGCCAUCUGAAUCUUCGAUUUCGUAAGCUGAGUGCUACUAGCGUCUAGCGUUGUCAUUUUCUUCUCAUCUUAGACAAACUAGUUUAAUAUUUACUUAAGCGUCAACAUGUUGAUGUUAAUAGCAGCAGCACUCACUAUAAAGAGUCCUAACACACAUUUAAGUUAUGAUCAGCUCUCAGCCCUAUCAGUUGAACUUAAUUAGUAGAACUUAAUUAGUAUACAUAGUACUGUUCUUUCCUGCAAGUUAUAGAAACAAAGCCUGCCAAAAUGUUAUCUCUUUCUCCAUCUUUAUUUCAGACCUUUGGAUGGCCGAUCGAGGACCCGGUGAUCAACCAUGACUACAACAAUUUCUAUGCAGACGCAGAAAUCCAAAACUCAAUUCUUCACUUCCCCUCUACACUUGAUGCACAGCCACAAGUUGCGAACGGAGAUUCUUCGGCUUUUGAGCCGACUGCAGUAGUGAAGAAGAUUAAUCAUAAUGCAAACGAACGUGAUCGUCGAAAGAAAAUGAACAGCUUGUAUUCUUCUCUUCGUUCACUACUCCCAGCUUCUCAUCAAGCGAAAAAGCUAAGCAUUCCGAACACAGUAUCGCGGGUGCUGAAAUACAUCCCUGAGCUGCAGAAUGAAAUAGAGAGACUGGCUCGGAAAAAAGAGGCUUUAUCAGCAAAGAUCUUGAAACAAGGGGAGCUAUUUCAAUAUGAAAAUCAGAGAAACAAAAGCAUUCGAGGUAGCUUAUCCACUGUUUCCGCAAGUUUGAUAGGAGAUAAACAAGUAACAAUUCAGAUAUCAACGUUGAAUGCGGAUAUGAGACUACAAUCCGAGGCUUUAGAGUUUGUGGAGAAGGAUGGGUUUGAAUUGGUAAAUGCAUCUUUCAGCUCUUUCGGGGAGAGAGCUUUCUAUAACUUGCAUCUUCAGGUGCAAAGGCCUCUGCAGGUAACGGAGAUCGAGUCAUUGCGGGUAAAACUGUCAACUUUGUGCCACAAGUGGGAGGACCAAGUUUAAGGAACAUCGGUUUCCUUUCAGAAAAUAUGACUUUACGUUUCAUAAGAACCAAGCUUACAAAUCCGGAAUUAGGCAUGGAAAGAAUACGCGGAAAUAUUGAAAAUCCCUUCAAUUUAGUUUUUUGUUUUCUGAAAAUUCGGAGUAAUUUUUGCUAAGUUUGUUAUAUUUUGGUGCAGAACGUCGUCUCUAUUUUUUUUAUAUUUCACGAAGAUUUAAUUUAAAUUUUUUGUUGUAUAUAUAGGGGUGAAUUCUGGU
This is a messenger RNA of Daucus carota subsp. sativus, 1370 nucleotides long. Its product is annotated as transcription factor ORG2. The transcript has 3 exons. Lineage: Eukaryota; Viridiplantae; Streptophyta; Magnoliopsida; Apiales; Apiaceae. Gene Ontology annotation, molecular function: DNA-binding transcription factor activity, RNA polymerase II-specific; protein dimerization activity; RNA polymerase II transcription regulatory region sequence-specific DNA binding. The record is from RefSeq and is a predicted model, not a curated record. Gene Ontology annotation, cellular component: RNA polymerase II transcription regulator complex. Gene Ontology annotation, biological process: regulation of transcription by RNA polymerase II. The coding region runs from base 381 to 1115 and encodes 244 amino acids.